Suillus fuscotomentosus is the source of this 1299-nucleotide messenger RNA. RefSeq lists its product as uncharacterized. The record is from RefSeq and is a predicted model, not a curated record. Lineage: Eukaryota; Fungi; Basidiomycota; Agaricomycetes; Boletales; Suillaceae. The coding region runs from base 1 to 1299 and encodes 432 amino acids. The transcript is spliced from 5 exons.
AUGCCUGAUAUUUCAGAUCAGGUCCUGUCAGGUGUCGAUGCUUCAUUCUCAAUUAAUGAGAUUGAACUCAUUGAUACAUUCACACGAAGGCGCUCACAUCUACGACCAUUACCGUCUCAUCAAUACCCGAAUGAAACCCUCAUCUACUAUGGGUACAUCGGGUGUGCCCCGAUGUAUCCUUCUGUUGCCAUCUCGCUUCGUACACUCGCUGCCUACCGUCAGUCGCACCGAACGUGUCCCCGGUUCAGUAUCCAAUCACAAUGCAAGACUUUAUGUUACCUUCACGAUAUUCCAUAUCGGCCAUACUUAAAAAUGCAAUUCUCGGCAGCCUAUGACGUUUUUCUAGAAAUCCUCCAUCGCAUCAACCAGCGUCUGCGUCAGGCGCUCAAACGGGAUACCGUCAACUGGCGUAUGUUAAACACAUGCCCUGCAUGCUUUUACAAGCUCGACGAUGAACCUGCCCUCGAUUUUGAAUGGCUGGUAUCAAUUGAUGGUAACAAUAGCCUGAAGCGAUGGGACUCGUCCAUCUAUGGUACCACCGCCCGAUCUGAUUCUCGCACAGCUCGUUCGGAUUAUUGGAUUCAUGCUGACGCUGUUGACAAGUUUGAGAAUGAAGUCAAAUCCCGACAAACAGACUUGAGGAAUGAUGACGACUGGGAGGAUGAGCCUACAGACCCAGAUCAUCCGGGAGCAUUCACAUGCGUCAAUCGAUGGAGAAACGCUGGCCCAGACUCACGUAAGAAGAUGUUUGCCGUAUUCCAAGAGUCAGGUAUUUUUAUCGCUUCAUGCCGCCAUCGCUUUGUGCUUCUCGCGUGUGAUAUGAUCCGAAGCGGAGAACUUGCGAAAUAUCCGAUAGCGAUCAUCGACAAACUCCUUACGGUAUAUGGAAAAAAUGGAGGUUGCGCGUACGAUAUCGGUUGCGCAUUCUCGAAGACGUUAGCUAAUAGUACGUUGGGCCCUCGUGCACACGAUCUCGGCUUUCGGAUGAUGGUUGGCGCCUUCCAUGGCCAUGCGCACAAUCGAAGGUGUCAGCUUGACUGGCACCCAAUGUAUAUCUCUGGAACUGGCCAUACUGAGGGCGAGGGUUGUGAGCAUAUCUUCUCUGCAUCUAACGAGCUUGCGCGUAGCACAAGGCAUGCUAACUGUUUUCAUCGCCACCAAGCCAUCGAGGAACAUUUCGCUUUUUGGGAUGCCGAUAAGUAUGCUGCACUUAGUAAGUCAAAAAAUCAAGCUGUAAUUGUAAUACUGAUGCCGCAGUGUCAGGUAAUUAUUUGUGGACUCAUUAUCGCGAAGCGUUGA